Molecule: messenger RNA, 1735 nt
Organism: Rhizophagus irregularis DAOM 181602=DAOM 197198
Lineage: Eukaryota; Fungi; Glomeromycota; Glomeromycetes; Glomerales; Glomeraceae
Source: RefSeq, a predicted model, not a curated record
CGAUGUUUGAUCAGCUCUUUUGUUCUGGCUCACACGUGUGUGGCGUAGUAGAUUACCUAUCAUCUAAUUGUACGACUUUAAUCGGAGUCCAUUUAUUGCUUAAAAUAGUUAAGAUAAAUAAUGAUAACAUUGACUUUAUUAAUUAUUUGUGUUUAGAUAAAUAAUGAUAACGUUAAUAAUUAUUUCAGGGUUUGGGUUAUAAAAAGUAAAAUAAUUUUUAAGAAAUUAUUCUUGAAAGAUGAAGAAAACUAUUCUCGCAAUUGGCUCUACAGGCCUUGGCAAGACAACAAUGGCCCGCUUGCUCUGUGAAGUAGACGUUGAGGAUUCAAGUGGUACUAAAUCUGCAACUAAGGAAGCAAUAAUAUAUGAAACGAAUGAAUUUUUAUUUAUUGAUACUUGUGGAUUUGAUGACUCAUCGGACACGACAGAUGAAGAAGUAUUUCAUGAUAUAAUGCGUUUAUUUCAGAGAUAUGGAAAAAAUAAUAUUUUUAAUAUCGAUGUAAUAUUAUGGUUUUGUUGUGAGAGUGUAAGAGAAAUGGCCCACUUACGACGUGAGGCUAGAUUUAUUCAACGACUUAUCGAAUAUACAGACGAAUGUAGACCAAUAGAUUUAUGGAAAAAUGUCUUAAUUAUAACAAAGGGAACUUUCCCAUCGCAUGAGUUAAUUGAUGGUCCAACAUCUGCUGCGAAGAAUGCUUGUCAGGCUUUUUCUAGUAUGCAAAUUAAUGAAGAAUCAUUCAUCGUUAAACACUUUCCAUGUUGGAUCUGUGAUAUCAAACGUCCUUCCAAAGACGGUCCACUUCCGGAUAAUUAUUAUCGUCAGGAUGAAAUAAAAUCAAAAAUUCAACAUUUAAUUUCAAAUUUUAGUCCAAUAUUAGUCCACUUUAGAAAUAGUGAAUGUCAAAAAUGUAAUGCGACCGGUGAUCCUAGGCUUUUCAUUACAAAAUGUCAUACUACAUUAAUUUUUAACCAUUCUAUAGAAAUCGAAUAUUUUCAUCCUGAACAAAUAGUUCAUUUUCAUUCGGGUAGUAAGUUCCUUGAUCAUGAACCUGACGAAAAUUCAAUCAAAAAAUUUUUUGAAGAAAUACUCGGUAGCAAUCCUACAAAGCUUCCUGCAUCUCAGGUUUCAAGUGAAACAGCGAAAGAAAUUAUUGAGUCGUACGAAUUUAGUAACCAAAUAGAAGCAACAUCAGAGUCUCAACUGUCACGUGUGUCACUAUUAAGUUUGAAGGUAGCGACGGUAGCGUAUAAGGCAAUACGAUUAGUAGUGCCAAUGGUGCCAUUGGCCCUUUCCAGAGCAGCAGCAGGCACUAUAACUUCAGCUGCAAUUCUUUCAGCUGCAAGUACUUCAGUUAUUGCCAUUUGUGUUGGAGGAGUUGUGUUUUAUUAUGAAACAAAAAAUAUUCCAUGUAAAUUAUGUAAAAAAUUGAUUGGAGUAGAAAAAGAAUGUAUUAAAAAAUGUGAUAAUUGUAAAAAAAAAUGGGAGGAACCUGGUUGUGAAACUCAAUAUGAUUGUUGUAAACAAAAAGAGGAAGCGCCUGGAUGUCAAGCACGUGAAAAAUGCAUAAUGUGCUCAGAAGCUGCAAUCAAAUUAAAUUCCCAAGGAUGUACACCAUUCUGCGCGAAAUGCAAAGAAAAGUGGAAGAAGACUCCGGGCUGUGAUCCCUCUUUCAAUCAUUAUGUUGUGAUAAUAAAUUGAAUUUCAUCAUUUUUCCUUUGUCUUUUAUUUUAAAAG